GCCGGCGCCGACUACGUCUGCGAGUCCACUGGUGUCUUCACCACUAAAGAGAAGGCCUCUGGUCAUAUCCAGGGUGGCUGCGAGAAGGUUAUCAUCUCUGCUCCCCCUAAGGAUGAUACCCCCAUGUUCGUGAUGGGUGUCAACAACAAGGAGUACACUUCCGAUCUCACUGUUGUCUCCAACGCCUCUUGCACUACUAACUGCUUGGCCCCUCUUGCUAAGAUCAUCAACGACAAGUUCGGUCUCGUCGAGGGUCUCAUGUCCACCAUCCACGCUACCACUUCCACUCAGUUGACCGUCGAUGGUCCCUCUAAGGGCGGUAAAGACUGGAGGGGAGGCCGUUGCGCUGCUGCCAACGUCAUUCCUUCUUCUACCGGUGCCGCUAAGGCCGUCGGUAAGGUCAUUCCUUCUCUCAACGGUAAGUUGACUGGUAUGUCCUUCCGUGUCCCUACCCCUGAUGUCUCUGUUGUCGAUCUUACCUGCCGUCUCGAGAAGGCCGCCACUUACGACGAGAUCGUUGCCGCCGUUAAGGAGGCCUCUGAGGGUGACAUGAAGGGUGUCAUGGGUAUCACCUAUGAUGAUGUCGUUUCCACUGAUAUGUGCAACGACAAGCACUCUUCCAUCUUCGAUGUUAAGGCCGGUAUCGCUCUUAACGACAAGUUCGUCAAGCUCGUCUCCUGGUACGAUAACGAGUGGGGUUACUCCAACCGUCUUGUUGACCUCGCCGUCCACAUGAGCAAGGUUGAUGCCCAGUAA
Perkinsus marinus ATCC 50983 is the source of this 756-nucleotide messenger RNA. RefSeq names its product glyceraldehyde 3-phosphate dehydrogenase, putative. The record is from RefSeq and is a predicted model, not a curated record. NCBI's taxonomy places the organism in Eukaryota, Perkinsozoa, Perkinsida, Perkinsidae. The annotation marks the transcript as partial. The transcript has a single exon. Gene Ontology annotation, molecular function: oxidoreductase activity, acting on the aldehyde or oxo group of donors, NAD or NADP as acceptor; NAD binding.